This is a messenger RNA of Verticillium nonalfalfae, 1221 nucleotides long. RefSeq lists its product as uncharacterized. Gene Ontology annotation, molecular function: zinc ion binding; nucleic acid binding. The record is from RefSeq and is a predicted model, not a curated record. Lineage: Eukaryota; Fungi; Ascomycota; Sordariomycetes; Glomerellales; Plectosphaerellaceae. Bases 1 to 1221 code for a protein of 406 amino acids. The transcript has a single exon.
AUGGGCGGAGGUGAACUCAAGUCCCUCGGUGAUGCUGAGGCUAGUCACGAACCCUCGCGGAGCGACUACUCACAUCGGGGCCUGCCAUUUCGGACCAGGAGUCGAUCGCCGCCUCGGCACACAAGCCAGCCCAGGUACCGCGACCGUGAUACCCAACACCAGGAGGCCAGCCAGUGGCGGGGUUCGAACCAGACCUCACUCCCCCUGCUCAGCGAUAUGGGUUCUCUCUUCCGUGUCGACCUCGAGCAGCGCGACCCCGACCGCUCUGCGCGUGCUUUCCGCAUCGUCCCGACGACCCACGAUGGCGGUCGCCGCCAGAACACCGUCGGCCAGACCUUGAACGGUGCAACCAAAGUGGCCAUCAUCCAUACUCGCGAGGCCCUCAUGGCUUGGGCUGAGAGGAUGGCUGCCGCUCUCGACGAGAGAGGUCCUGGAGGGGAGCUGUCGAUCAUCAGCGCCCUCGGCGACCUCUCGAAGCGAUCCGGGAACCGCCCUGUCAUCGAGCACUGGGAUGGCAGUGGUCUCUUCUGCCGACCGGCUUCGGCAGGCAUCGCGCGGUCCGGCACGAAAGCUCCUUUCCACACCAAUGCCUCUCACUCCAGAAGGUCUCGCUCUCGUGCCCCUUCCGGCGAGCUCCCUGUCUCUCAUGGUGCCAUGCGAAUGGGCCGGGACGCAUCCCAGGAAGCAUUCGUCACGAGACUGUUGCCGGAUCAAAGCCUCGGACCAGAACCAAGCUGGCAGCUGUGCCAGAACUGCGGAGGUCUCGGCCACCAUCCCGCUUACUGCACCGUACCGGGCCCCAGCGGCUUCACGCACGUCUGCCCACUCUGCAACUCUACCCGCCACCUCGUCGAUGAGUGUGCGCAGUGGCACGACAAGACCAUCUGGCAGCGCCUGGACAUUCUCGUCCGCCACCGCGCCGGCAAGCCCCCCCUGGCCACAGUCGCAUGGAGCUGGCCCAACAUGAUCAACGACACGAGGGAUAAGAUGGCUUUCAACCCCCCGAACAGCUGGGUCGAAAUCACCGAGUAUCCGCUGGACUUUCUGACUGUGCAGCGGAUCAUCAGCAUGCCUGGCUGCCCUCAGUCGGUGUGGAGGUCGCACGAGCGAUUCUCGGCGUACCUUGCGCAAACUGGUGCCCGGAGCUUCUACACUCCUAGGUUCUUCGACACGUACCGGGUUCCUGCCCGCGAGCAGGUGUACAACGCCGUGCGAAUGUGA